AUGACUCCACAUAAUAUCCUUGCGUUGAUUUUAGUAACUAUUAUAAAAAGUGGCAAUGGGUUUUCAGCAAAUGAAGAAGAUUCAAUUAAAUCUUACAUCAAAUCAACGAUGGAAUGUAAAAAUAUAACAGGUUUAUCAUUAGCAAUGGUGAGGAAUGGAGACGUCUUUACUGAUGGAUUUGGCUAUUCCAACAUUGAUACUCAAACUCCUCUUACUAGUACUACGAAAAUGAAUAUUGGUUCCGUUACCAAAACAUUAACGUCGAUGAUGUGGGCAGUACUCAUUUCUGAAGCAAAAGACAAGAACGAUACAAGCAUUGACUGGAAUACAAAAGUAAAAGAUAUUUUUGGCCCCAACUUUAGAUUAAACGACAGCUGUAGAGCAUCGUUAGUGUCUUUGGAGGACUUUCUGUCUCAUAGAACCGGCCUAGAAUCAGCUGACUUGUUGCUUCAAGCAGGAGAAGGAGGACAUCGGUCACGUGAAGACUUACUUAAUAACUUUAAAGAAUUGGAAUCAGUAGAAGAAUUCAGAGACGUAUUUUCCUACAGCAAUAUUGGUUUUGUCAUGGUGGCAUUUCUGGCAGAAAAGAUUGGUAAAAAACCCUGGGAAACUUUGAUGAGAGAAAAAAUAUUUGAACCUCUAAAUAUGACAUCAACACUCUUUCUUACAGACCAAACGUUUUCUGAGUUGGCGACUCCAUACUUGUUUGAUGAAGAAAAUGGAAUGGAAGAAUCAGAUGAAAGUAUCUAUACCGCAAUUGACCUGUUCGGUCCUGCAGGAAGUGUUUGUAGUACAGCAGACGACAUGUCAACACUUUUGAAAUAUCUGACCUCUGGUGAAUAUAUGGAUCAAUUGGGCAUUGACGAUGAUGUAUUUAAUAGCCUGUUUAAGCAAAAAAGUAUAUUACCGAAGUCAUUCUCCUCUAGAUACAACUUGGAGUACCCCCAAUUUCCUAUAUCAUUCGAUGCCUAUGGAUAUGGGAUGGCCUGGUUUUUAACAAAAUACAGAGGUGAGGAUAACUGCACAUAUAAAUACUAA
Messenger RNA from Mytilus trossulus (common blue mussel), 1038 nucleotides. RefSeq lists its product as uncharacterized. The record is from RefSeq and is a predicted model, not a curated record. The transcript is spliced from 5 exons. Lineage: Eukaryota; Metazoa; Mollusca; Bivalvia; Mytilida; Mytilidae. The coding region runs from base 1 to 1038 and encodes 345 amino acids.